Brachypodium distachyon (stiff brome) is the source of this 2021-nucleotide messenger RNA. Its product is annotated as transcription factor MYB33. Lineage: Eukaryota; Viridiplantae; Streptophyta; Magnoliopsida; Poales; Poaceae. The transcript has 3 exons. The record is from RefSeq and is a predicted model, not a curated record. Bases 343 to 1722 code for a protein of 459 amino acids.
UACACCAAACGCGAGCAUAUAUAGCACCAAAACUUCAAGCAUCAGAUGCUUCAGUCUGUCUAGUCCAUAAAUAGCCCUUUUAGAGAAGAGAACCAAACAAAAAGGGAGCACCAACCCAAACGGAAAAGAGACAGCCAAAUACCCCCUGUCCUCGAUCCUCACUCACUCACCUGCAAAAACCACUUCCAGGCCACAGGAACCAGAAAACCCCCGUUUCCCCCCUCCAGUUUUAGCAACCUUGGGUUCUCUUAUAUCUCCCCUAGCUUGCACCGUUUCCUUCACCUCCAGUCCCUGCCACCUCCCCCAAACUAGCCUACUCUCCAUCCUUCUCUGCCGCCGCCCAUGCCUAUGGAUCAAGGUAAGUCGUCCGACAUGGUCGCGGCGCCGGCAUCGCCGGAGGAGGAGAACGCGGCGGCAACUGGGGACAGCAGCGAUGAAGAGGCGCCGCAGAAUCAGAUGGACAACGAGCAGGCCCCGGCGGCAGCGCUGAAGAAAGGGCCGUGGACGGCGGCGGAGGACACCAUGCUGAUGAACCACGUGCUGCAGCACGGCGAGGGCAACUGGAACGCCGUGCAGCGCAUGAGCGGGCUGCUGCGCUGCGGCAAGAGCUGCCGCCUGCGCUGGACGAACCACCUCCGCCCCAACCUCAAGAAGGGCUCCUUCUCUCCCCAGGAGGAGCUCCUCAUCGCCCAGCUCCACGCCCAGCUCGGCAACAAGUGGGCGCGCAUGGCCUCCCAUCUGCCGGGAAGGACCGACAACGAGAUCAAGAACUACUGGAACACCAGGUGCAAGCGGAGGCAGCGUGCCGGGCUGCCGGUGUACCCUCCGGAGGUGCAGCUCCAGCUUGCCACCGCCGCCAAGCGCUGCCGCUACGACGACUUCUCCGGCCCGCUGUCGUCGUCGUCCCCACAGGAAUCGGGCAGCAGCGGCAAUGUCCUGUCCCUGGGUCUGGGCGCCCCCGAUGCAGCAGCAGGGUCGUACACCAGCGCUCGCCCGGCGGCGCUCGACCUGGCCAUGGGGACCAGGCCCGUGCAGUUCCUUAAUGCCCCGACGAUGCCGUUCUCGGCGCCGUCCACCCCAUGGUCUACAACGCCGCCGUUCCAGCGGAACGCACGCUACCUCAAGCUGUCGUCGGCGCCCGUCUCGCCGACCGGGGCGCCGCCGGUGCACCCGGUCACCCCGGAGCUGUCGUUGGGCGGCUUGCCCGGCACCGCUCGAUUCCCUCCUCUCUCGCCGGUCCCGGGCGCGGCGAGAGUGGAGCUCCCUUCAAGCCAAUUGCGCCCAGCGAUGCAGCAGCCGACCCCUGCCCCAGGCGGCCAACAAGCUGCCAGUGCCACCGCUGGGGUUCCGCAGUAUCAGCAGAACGGGACGAGCUACGAGGAGAUACUGCAGGGGCUGAAUGACGCCAUCAAGCCGCCGGAGAAUGGAAGCUCCGUCGACGCCAACGGCCAGCAGCAGGAGGAGGCCGACGGUGUCAGUGGCGGCAACAAUGGAUCGGUGGACGCGCUGAAACAUGACUUGGACACACUGUUCGGCUUCGCCGUGAUGACACCGGCGACGCCGUUCCCCACGGCGGAGCCAGACGCGCUGGACGUCGUUGCAGCUAACAACUCCGGCUGGAUCUCGCAGCACAGCAGUGACGAGCAGGACAACUCCAUCAUCGACCAGGACUGGGGCCUCGACGGCACUUUCCAGUGGAACAGCAUGUCCCGCAUCUGCUGAUUAGAGCCGUGCGAGGAUCGAAUCGAUGCAGCAGCAGCUAGCCACCUCUGUCAGAUCAGAAUCAGGACUCAAGGCGUUUUUCCAUGAUUCUGAAAAAGCAGCAGUUAAGAGUUAAGACCAGUGUUUUGUCCACCUUUCGUAAUGUCUUUGAAAGUACUUACCUUCUGUUCAGGCACAUCGAUCAAAUUUCGAUGUUCCUUCCCCCUGGCUUCCGUCUGGUGAUGAUGACUCUAUCUGAGCCGUACAGUCGAAUUGAAAUUUGCAAACCAUCUAGUACCUUUGCCUGUCUUGUUGAUCAA